AUGUCGCAACCAACAUUAUACUAUUUUAACGGAAGAGGUAAUGGUGAAUACCCACGUCUUAUUUUAUCAUUUGCCAAUGUCCAAUUCAAUGACAAUCGUGUCAACGGUAUCGAUGAUGCUCUCAAGACACGUCUUCCAUUUGGUCAACUUCCAUUCUAUGAAGAUGAACAAGUACAAUUGGCUCAAUCAAAGUCUAUUGCCAGAUACGUUGCUCAAAAAUACAAGGUUGCUGGAAAGAAUGAAGUUGAAGUUGCUCUCUCUGAUGCCAUCGCCGAAAGCAUCUAUGAUCUCGUCAAUCCAUUUUUAGCUGCCAGAGGUGAUGCUGAAAAGACUGAAAAGUUCAAGACUGAAACAGCUCCAAGAUUCUUAAACAAUUGGGAAGCAUUACUCUUAAAGAAUGGUGGAAAGAACUUUGUUGGUGAAUCAUUUACAUAUGCUGAUGUUGCUGUAUUCCAUGCAUUGGAUUACUUCAAGUUUGCUGGUGUUGAUCUUCUUGGUGACGCCACCAAGUAUCCAACUCUUAACACCUUGACUAAAUCAGUCUCUGAAAUCCCAUCAUUAAAGGCUUAUUUGGACAAGAGACCAACCGAUUCAAAGUUCUAA
Molecule: messenger RNA, 603 nt
Organism: Cavenderia fasciculata
Lineage: Eukaryota; Evosea; Eumycetozoa; Acytosteliales; Cavenderiaceae
Product: putative glutathione S-transferase
Exons: 3
Coding region: 1-603 (200 amino acids)
Biological process (GO): glutathione metabolic process
Molecular function (GO): glutathione transferase activity
Source: RefSeq, a predicted model, not a curated record